UCGAGGCGGUAGGAGGAACUGCGUCUGCUCCGCCGAAGCCUGUCGAGUGCCACCGUCUGGUCUGAGUCGCCGCCUUUAGUCGAGGCUCCGCUUUUUCUAUCUAAUACUCUCUCAUCCCAAGGUUUCCUGGGCCAUGGAGGAUUCCUCUGGAAGGGAAGAAGGUUGUAACACUGUGUCACAACAGAGCACAGUAAUGACGGAAGGAGAAUGGCUGGAGAAGUGGCAGUUGAGAAACCUUCCAUUUCAUAAGGAAGAAGGACAUCCACUUUUGAAGAAGUAUCUGGAUAAUUUUCUCAAUGGCAGGAAUGGACUGAAGAUAUUUUUCCCACUUUGUGGUAAAGCUGUUGAGAUGAAAUGGUUAGCUGACAUGGGGCACCAUGUAGUUGGUGUAGAAAUCAGUGAAACAGCUCUGAAAGAUUUUUUCACAGAACAAAGUCUCUCCUAUUCUGAAGAAACAGUUCCAGAGAUCCCUGGAGCUAAAUUAUUGAAGAGCACAUCUGGGAAUAUUUCUUUGUACUGUUGCAGUAUUUAUGAUUUGGCCAGCACAGUUGUUGGUAAAUUCGAUGCAAUUUGGGACAGGGGGUCUCUAGUAGCUGUUAACCCUUGUGACAGAGAACGCUAUGCCAAUUUGAUGUUAUCACUAAUGAACAGGAGGUGCUGCUGUUUUCUAGUUACUGUAUCAUAUGAUCCAAGCAAACAUAAAGGUCCACCAUUCUAUGUUCCAGAUUCAGAAGUGAAAAGGUUGUUUGGCCAAUGCUGUGAUAUUAAGCAGCUUGAAAAAAGAGAUGGCUUCUCAGAGCGUCAUAGAACUUGGGGUCUCGAUUAUUUUUGGGAGGUGAUGUACAUGCUCCUGUUAAAAUAGCAAGAUAACACCAAGAGAGCAAUCCUAAGCAGUUCUCAGAAUCCUGCUCAAGUCUACUUAGUAGGGCUUAUUCCCAGGAAAGUGUUCUUAAGAUUGCACUGAAAGAUUCAUAACCACAGUGAUUACUUGAUUUCACCACUGUGCUUUGCACCUUCAAAAAGAAUUGUUUUCUAGAUUGGUUUGUUUUAUAUCUGUGUGUAAAUCCUGUGAAUUUCAUAAAAAUCAU
This is a messenger RNA of Eublepharis macularius, 1088 nucleotides long. RefSeq names its product thiopurine S-methyltransferase (gene TPMT). The coding region runs from base 134 to 862 and encodes 242 amino acids. Lineage: Eukaryota; Metazoa; Chordata; Lepidosauria; Squamata; Eublepharidae. The transcript is spliced from 9 exons. The record is from RefSeq and is a predicted model, not a curated record. Gene Ontology annotation, molecular function: thiopurine S-methyltransferase activity.